Molecule: messenger RNA, 5921 nt
Organism: Pyrenophora tritici-repentis Pt-1C-BFP
Lineage: Eukaryota; Fungi; Ascomycota; Dothideomycetes; Pleosporales; Pleosporaceae
Product: Myosin heavy chain
Cellular component (GO): myosin complex; cell septum; cell periphery
Molecular function (GO): ATP binding; cytoskeletal motor activity; chitin synthase activity
Source: RefSeq, a predicted model, not a curated record
AUGGCUUCCAAUCCGUUGCAGAAUCCGUCGCUGCCCGCCCUUCCACAGCACCAGCAAAACGACACAGGCCUGACUUCAGCGCUUGCGAGCCGAUAUCACGCCCACCUGCCCAUUGCUACCCUAUCGUCUCAGGGUAUUGUAGCCAUCAACACAUGCACCGACUCUAGCUUAGGCGUUGAUGGCGGUAAAGAGGGAAGCGCUCACCAGGCGGCUGAGGAUCUCUCUCAGAGGGCUUACUUACGCCUGGGACAGCGCUCAGAGGACCAGGCCAUCAUCUUCCUUGGCGAGUCUGGUGCCGGAAAGACAACAAUUCGCGGCCACAUGCUGAGGUCUUUCCUCUCGUAUUCAUCCACACCCCUCUCCAAGAAGAUCGAGCACGCCAACUUCGUAUUCGAUGCCUUCACUACCACAAAGUCCCUCACUACUCCACAGGCUUCCAAGUCCGGUCUCUUGUUGGAGCUCCAGUACAACACCGCCACCGCCAACCAUGCCACCCUUCUCGGAGCUCAAUUUCUCCAACAUCGUCUCGAACGUAGUCGCAUUGCCUCAGUACCAACGGGAGAGCGGACCUACCACGUUCUGUACUACCUUCUUGCUGGAACCAGUCUCAAUGAGAAGAAGCAUCUGUUCCUUGAUGCCGUAGGCGGAGAAGGCAAUGCGGGUAACCGCGCCUCAAUCGGCCACAACAAGCGAUGGCGCUACCUUGGUCAUCCCACACAGCUCAAGGUCGGCAUCGACGACACAAAGGGCUUUGCCGACUUCAAGACUGCACUCCGCAGGCUCGAGUUUGGCAAGGAGAGCAUUGCAGGAAUAUGUGAGGUCAUGGCCACCAUUAUGCACAUUGGACAACUCGAGUUCGAAAUGGGCCAGAACACAACUCCCGCAGCCGAUGAGAGCGGUGGCUACUCACACGAAGGUGGCGAAUCCAUCACCAUGGUCAAGAACAAGGAAGCUCUCGUUCCCAUCGCUCAGUUCCUCGGUGUAGCCAUCUCAGACUUGGAGCAGAGUCUCCGCUACAAGUCAAAGACGCUUUACCGCGAGCGUGUCACUGUAAUGUUGGAUCCCAAGGGUGCUCGCGCCAAUGCGGAUGAGCUUGCUCGUUCGCUCUAUUCGCUUCUUGUAACUUGGGUCAUGGAGCAAGUAAAUUCUCGCAUCUCAGUGCCCUCUGAGCAGAUCUCAAACACUGUCUCUAUGGUUGAUUUCCCAGGAUUUGCCAACUUCGCCGCCACUGGUUCCUCGCUAGAUCAACUCCUCAACAACACCGCUAACGAGUCCCUCAUCUCUUUCUGCCAGGAGAGUUUCUUCCAGCGACAGAUCCAGGAGCUUGAGGCUGAGGAGAUUUCUCUCCCGCCCAUGGCCUUCUACGACAACACAGCUGUAAAGACUGGUCUCAUGAAGCCGGGCAAUGGUCUUUUGAGCAUUCUCGACGACCAAAUGCGCCGUGGCAAGACCGACAUGCAGUUCCUCGAAGCGAUCCGAAAGCGUUUUGACGGAAAGCACCAGGCCAUCGUCCCAGGCAGUUUGACGGUUGUGCAACCGGGUAGCAACUUCCCCACACCAAACACCUCUCCCAGCUUUACCAUCCGCCACUUCACCGGCGAUGUCGACUAUAGCGUUGAGGGCCUGUUGGAGGAGAAUGCCGAGCUCAUUUCUGGCGACAUGAUGCACCUGCUCAAGUCUGCCCAGGCGCCCUUUAUCCAGCAGCUAUUUGGACAAGAUGCUUUGCAGAAGAUGUCGCACCCUAAGGAGAAAUCCACCAUUGUGCAAGCCACGGUCAGCUCGAAACCCUCUCGUCAGCCCAGUAUGGCACGAAGGAAGGCUGACAAGACUGGACGAUUCGGACGCCAGUUGAACGUCUUCGACGAAGACGCUAUUAGCGAUGUGGAAAGCAAUGCUUCCACGUCGAAGAAGGGUGGCGAUUCGCAGAGACAGACUGGUGCGGCGGGUCAGUUCAUCAGCUCCCUGAGGACGAUUGAGUCAACGAUGCGAAAAGCCAAUGCUUAUUUCGUCUUCUGUUUGAAGCCCAAUGACCGAAGAAUCGCAAAUCAAUUCGACAGCAAGUGCGUUCGUCAACAAGUCCAGGCUCUCGGUAUCGCCGAAAUCAGCCAACGCCUUCGUGUUGCUGACUACAGUAUCUUCAUGCCGUUUGCCGAGUUUCUUGGGCUCGCGCAGACCGACCUCGCCAUCGUGGGAAGCGACAAGGAGAAGGUUGAAAUGGUUCUUGACAGUAGGCCGUGGCGUGAGAAUGAGGUUCGCGUUGGUGCUACCGGCGUGUUCCUGAGCGAAAAGUGCUGGCUCGAAAUCGCAAACAUCUCAGACAUCGCUCCCUAUGCCCGUGGGCCUGGUGGUGAAUCAAACGACAACUUGCUCACACCCGAAGCAGGUCGGUCGUUUGGUGAUGUCCGAUCUGGCCUCCUUUCUACCUCACCCAAUGCUUACUACGACGACAAAACAGGAAACUACUUUGGUGCCCGGGACAUUGACGCUCGUUCAGAAGCUCCAUCUGGAGUCACAAACGGCGACAUGUUCCAUGGUUUGGAGCAGCCCAAAGCCAUCGACGAGAAAGCUGCAGAUGCGAAGCUGGAAGAAGUCGAAACCAUUCCCGUCUCGGGCAGUCGAAAGAGAUGGGUCUUCAUCGUUUACAUGAUGACUUGGCUCAUCCCCGACUUCGCCAUCAAGUUCAUUGGGCGAAUUAAGCGCAAGGAUGUCCGAAUGGCGUGGCGUGAGAAGCUUGCCAUCAACAUGAUUAUCUGGUGGAGCUGUGCUUUUGUCAUCUUCCUCAUGAUUGGUUUUCCCAUGGUUAUCUGCCCAAAACAACACGUCUACUCGGCUGCCGAAUUGACAUCCUUCAACGGCAAGGAUGGAAACGAGGCGUUCGUUGCCAUCCGAGGUAUUGUUUACAAUCUUGGUGACUUCAUACCGCAUCAUUACCCGAGUAUCGUUCCGCAAAAGAACCUCGAGAAGUAUGCUGGAAAGGACGCUACGAAUUUGUUUCCCGUACAGGUCUCUGCUUUGUGCAUCGACAAGAACGGCAACAAGAUCGACGAUGCGGUUCAGCUGAACUACAAGAACUCCAACUACACCGGCUCUGCGGUCAACAACCUUAUCAGUGCCACCGAUCUCAAUGCCCAAUACCACGACUUCCGAAGUUUCACAAACGACUCGCGUCCAGACUGGUGGUUUGAACAACAGAUGUUCCUCAAGGCCAACUAUAUGAAAGGACGGGUUGGAUACAGUCCCCAAUACCUGAAGAGUCUGGCCUCGAAGAGUAACGCCAUCGCCUACAUGAACAACAAGGUCUACGAUCUUACUGACUACAUUCCUGGUGGCCGUGACCUUAAGUAUCCUGUUGGCGCAGACACCUCGAACCCCCCUCCAGACACCAAUUUCCUGGACCCUGAUGUCGUGGAUAUUUUCCGAGUCCAAGCUGGUAAAGACAUUAGCAAGUACUGGGAUAACCUUAACUUGGAUGCUCAGAAGAAGAGGAACAUGCAGACUUGUCUGGACAAUCUUUUCUACGUCGGUGAUGUGGACACGAGAAACUCUGCAAAGUGUCAAUUUGCCAAGUACUUCCUCCUCGCCAUCUCCAUUCUCUUGGUCAGUGUUAUCGGUUUCAAGUUUCUUGCAGCUCUCCAGUUCAGCCGAAACACCGACCCGGAAAACAUUGACAAGUUCAUUAUCGCCACGGUUCCUGCUUAUACAGAGGACGAAGAGUCUCUUCGCCGUGCCAUCGAUUCUGCUGCCCGUAUGAAGUAUGACGAUAAGCGCAAGCUCCUCGUCAUUGUCUGUGACGGUAUGAUUAUCGGACAAGGCAACGACAAGCCAACCCCUCGUAUCGUCCUCGACAUCUUGGGUGUUCCAGAGGCCACUGACCCCGACCCGUUGAGUUUUGAGAGUUUGGGUGAAGGUCAACGUCAACACAACAUGGGCAAAUGCUACUCUGGACUUUAUGAAGUACACGGUCACAUUGUACCUUUCUUGGUCGUCGUCAAGAUUGGAAAGCCAUCGGAAGUCUCCAAGCCUGGUAACCGUGGUAAGCGUGAUUCGCAGAUUAUCCUCAUGCGUUUCUUGAACCGCGUCCACUACAACCUUCCGAUGAGCCCGCUCGAGCUUGAGAUGCACCACCAGAUCCGCAACAUUAUCGGAGUCAAUCCAACCUUUUACGAGUUCUUGCUACAGAUUGAUGCUGAUACCGAAGUUGCGCCCGAUGCGGCCACUCGAUUCGUAGCAGCCUUCCUCCACGAUACUCGUCUGCUCGCCAUCUGUGGUGAAACCGCGCUCACCAACGCCAAGUCUUCGUUCGUCACAAUGAUGCAAGUGUACGAGUACUUCAUCUCUCACAACAUGACCAAGGCUUUUGAAAGUUUGUUCGGUUCUGUCACUUGUCUUCCCGGUUGUUUCACCAUGUACCGUAUCCGUGCCGCCGAGUCUGGAAAGCCACUGUUCGUCAGCAAGGAAGUGGUUGAAGAUUACCAACAGAUUCGCGUCGAUACACUUCACAUGAAGAACUUGCUACAUCUCGGAGAAGAUCGAUUCCUGACUACUCUGUUGAUGAAGUACCACCCCAAGUACAAGACCAAGUACACGAUGCGAGCACACGCCUGGACUGUGGCGCCUGACAGUUGGUCUGUGUUCAUGUCUCAACGUCGUCGCUGGAUCAACUCUACCAUUCACAACCUGAUCGAGUUGAUUCCUCUCACACAGCUUUGUGGUUUCUGCUGUUUCAGUAUGCGCUUCAUUGUGUUCCUGGAUCUGCUGUCGACGGUUGUCCAGCCUGUCAUUGUCGUCUACAUCGGUUAUCUCGUCUACAUGCUGGUAUACUCGCCUGAUGUCGUACCUGUCACUGCCUUUAUUCUUCUCGGUGCCAUCUAUGGUUUACAGGCCAUCAUUUUCAUCAUCCGACGAAAGUGGGAGAUGAUUGGCUGGAUGAUCAUCUACAUCUUCGCGACGCCUAUCUUCUCCUUUGCCCUGCCCCUGUACUCUUUCUGGUACAUGGACGAUUUCUCCUGGGGUAACACUCGUGUUGUCACUGGUGAAAAGGGUCAGAAGGUCGUGGUGUCGGAUGAAGGCAAGUUCGACCCCUCAGUCAUUCCCAAGAAGCGAUGGGAAGAAUACCAGGCGGAAAUGUGGGAGCAGCACACAAUCCGGGACGACCGCUCGGAGGUUUCAGGUUACACAUACGCCACAAGGAAGCCAUUCGGGAACCAAUCUGUUGCGGGCUCGGAAUAUGGAGGCAUGGCACCAUCUCGAGCCAUGUCACAUCUCAAUGUUGGACGCUACGACAACCAUUCACGCAUGAGUCUUGCGCAGAGUGGGUACGGCAUGGAUAGCAUGGAGAUGUCAAAUCUGCCCAGCGAUGAGGCAAUUUUGAAUGAGAUCAAGGACAUCUUGUCCAAGUCUGAUCUCAUGAAUGUAACGAAGAAGCAGAUUAAGGGUGAACUAGAGCAAAGAUUUGGAUGCGAUCUUACACUCAAGAAGCAGUUCAUCGGUUCUGCGGUCGAAUCACUCCUCCUUAGCGGUCAGCUAUACUAAGCCUCUCAGGCUUGGGCGCGUAUACCCAUUGUGUCUAUGGUUUACGAUUCUACGUGUUGCGAUAAGACAUGGUCUCGUUGUCAGUCAGCUCACUUGUAUCACCCCAGCUGGUUAUCAGCUCAUGGGUUCAGCUACUACUAUUAUCUAAUCACUGCAUUCUCCCAUUGGGUCGGAGUCAUAUACUUGGGCAAGGCGUUUGUGUAUCAGGGUCUGUGCGAGUCGCACAUUGUCGCAUUUUUGUUGUCGCCUUAGUGUCGUUUGAAUGGAAGAGGCAAAAAAUUAGGGUCUAGAAGGAAGUUUGUGGGAUCAACGUAUAGCUAUCAGGAAUUGCAUAGUGACAGAUAUGAUGAUGCUUGUUGCUGUGAAUAUGAAUGGACUAUAUUUGCAAA